CUACAUAUGCAGCCAAAUAGAUCUUUCUUACAAUAACUUUUCCGAGACAUCUGAACCAUCUACUUGUCGAGAAACUUUCAAUCUCUUCAGGAGCUCAUCUGGACAGAAAAACAACUCAAUACUCAGCAAGUGCCUGACUCAAUGUUCAGAAGAUCAUUAUUCAUUUCAUAUUAAUUGUGGUGGAAAACAAACUACCAUUGGUGACAUCACGUAUGAAGGGGAUCAGGACUCGGGAGGCGCUGCAAAAUUUGUCCAUAACCGAGCUAUUUGGGGAUUUAGCAGCACUGGUGAUUUCUGGGAUAUUUGGAGCACCACAAAGGACUACAUAGCAGAAAAUGUGUCUGUACUGAGAAUGAACAAUUCAGAUCUCUACACAACUGCGCGCCUCUCGCCUCUUUCACUAACUUAUUAUGGUCGAUGCUUGGUAAAUGGAAAUUACACUGUGAAAUUGCAUUUUGCAGAGAUAGUACUAAGAGACAACAGAUCUUAUUAUGGUGUUGGAAGGCGAAUAUUUGAUGUUUAUGUUCAGGGAAAAUUGGAGUUGGAGGAUUUUGACAUUGAGAAGGAAGCUAAUGGAGUUGAUAAGGAAUUUAUCAAAGUAGUUAAGACAGUUGUGAGUCAUAAGACACUAGAGAUUCGCCUUCAAUGGGCGGGGAAAGGGACGAGGAAUGUUCCAAAGAGAGGAAUGUAUGGUUCUCUAAUUUCAGCUAUCUCAGUGGAGUCUGAUUCCAAACCUCCAGAAAAGAGCAAAGCAACAAAGUUCAUCAUCAUUGGAGUUGUCUCAGCUUUUUGCCUUCUUCUCAUAGUUUUAGAAAUUCUUUGGUGGAAAGGCUAUUUUAGGAAGAAGGAAUCAAGGGAUGAAGUUCUAAGAGGAUUAGAUCUAAAAACCGGUUUCUUCACGUUUAAACAAAUUAAAGCUGCCACUAACAACUUCGAUGCUGCAAACAAAAUCGGAGAAGGAGGAUUUGGAUCAGUCUACAAGGGUGUGCUAUUAGAUGGCACUAUUAUCGCAGUUAAGCAACUCUCAUCCAAAUCGAAGCAAGGAAAUCGUGAGUUUAUAAAUGAGAUAGGCAUGAUUUCUGCUUUACAACAUCCAAAUCUUGUCAAAUUGCAUGGAUGUUGUAUUGAAGGAAAGCAACUAUUGCUGGUUUAUGAGUACAUGGAGAACAAUAGCCUUGCAAAUAUUUUAUUUAGUCCUGAAGAAGGUCAAGUGAAAGUAGAUUUGAAUACAAGGCAAAGAAUAUGCAUAGGCAUUGCAAGAGGUCUGGCUUUCCUACAUGAGGAAUCAGCAAUUAAAAUUGUACACAGAGACAUCAAAGCCACAAAUAUACUACUAGACAAGGACCUUAGUCCAAAAAUAUCAGAUUUUGGUUUGGCCAAACUAAAUGAUGAAGAGGAAAACACCCACAUCAGCACCAGAGUUGCUGGAACUAUAGGAUAUAUGGCCCCAGAGUAUGCAUUAUGGGGUUACUUAACUGAUAAAGCAGAUGUAUAUAGUUUUGGAGUUAUGGCUAUGGAAAUUGUGGCUGGCAAAAACAACAUGAGAUAUCGUCCAAAUGAAAACUUUGUUUGCCUUCUAGAUUGGGCUAUUUUCUUACAACAAAAGGGAGAUAUAAUGGAGCUGGUGGAUCUAAAGUUGGGGUCGAAAUUCAAAAAAGAAGAGGCAAAAAGAAUGAUCAAGGUAGCUCUAUUGUGCACAAAUCCAUCACCUUCACUUCGCCCCACCAUGUCAACUGUAGUGACCAUGCUUGAAGGCCGAACUACUAUCCCUGAACUAGUCAUGGAUUCAAGUAUUCUUGAUGAUCCAUUCAGGUUCACCGGGUUGCGAGACAAGCUUGAUCAGAUUUCACAACAGAGCUCAAGUGAAACAAUAUCAUGGAUGGGUUCUUCCUCUAAAUAAACUUUUUUUUUUAUCUUUAGUGAGAGUUACAUUUGUUUUCAUUUUAGCUAUGUCUAUAUAUUUAGGUGCGUUAAUUGUAUUCUAGAAUUUAUUAGGAAACAAGAAAAGAAAGCUAUUCUUAUAUGAUUUUAUUUAUCAUAUCCAUGCGUUUUUUCUAUAUAAAAAAAUGGUUAGAAAUAAAUCAUGUACAGCUUUGCUAGUUAUUAGCCAGAGUACUCUUAUAUAUCAGUUAGAAGUUAGUUGUGUUCUUGGUUAUAA
Messenger RNA from Humulus lupulus (European hop), 2158 nucleotides. RefSeq names its product probable LRR receptor-like serine/threonine-protein kinase At1g53430. The record is from RefSeq and is a predicted model, not a curated record. Bases 353 to 1900 code for a protein of 515 amino acids. NCBI's taxonomy places the organism in Eukaryota, Viridiplantae, Streptophyta, Magnoliopsida, Rosales, Cannabaceae. Gene Ontology annotation, molecular function: ATP binding; protein kinase activity. The transcript has 10 exons. Gene Ontology annotation, biological process: protein phosphorylation.